GCGGCGGAGGCGGUGGCAGCGGCGGGGUGCGGGCUGAGGGAGCCGGGCCUCGACGCCCCCCCUCACCCCCGUGCCCCAGGAGCGGUACCUGGUCCCUGAGGGGCUGGGGGGGCCCCAUGGAGCCGAAGGUGGCGUUCCGCGGAGGUGCGAACCGCUGCUGUGGCCUCGGCGCCGACGCCAGCCGGCUCCCGGACGUCUUCAGCAGCAUGAUGUUGACCGGCUCCACUUCCUUCUACGACUGCUACAAGUCGCAGCCUGAAGACAGUGUUGACCUAAGGCAGACCUAUACUCCACUUUCUUCAUCAACAGAAUAUUCAAGUUCUGUAGAUUCUUCGCUUUUCUAUGCACCAUGGUCCACUUAUGGAGAUGAUAUUAAACAGCCUUCUAAUUCUCAGAUCAAUGUAAAGAACAGGAUUCAAACAGAAAGAAAUGACUAUGGCAGUGAAACAGACUUAUAUGGACUUGUGUCUAACAUUUUGGAAGAACAAGAUAAGUCACAGCCAUAUUUUGCUGAGGGGACCUGCUCCUCCAAUUUAAAGUCAGUUUGGCCAUUGAACACAAGCAGAUUUGCAGAUCACCAUGACCUCUUAACAGAAACCAAAAGGCCAAUAGAUACAGCCAUCUCUCAGCAAGCUUUUUAUAGUGGUGAAUCUGUCUCAGCAGCGGAAAAGCCAUACCUGUAUAAUAGUAAUCUCACACCACAACAAAAAAUAGAUGAACUUUAUCAUGGAUUUACUGGUUUAGACCUUGAAGAACAAUGGAUGUACCCCUCACGAAGUGAUCAUUCUAACUGUUACAAUGUUCAGACAAAUGAUACAGCUAAGACAACAUUCCAAGAAUAUCCAUUUAUCAAAAACUGUUUUACACCACAAACUGGUCUGUCUGACAUCAUGAAAGAAUCAGGAGUUGAUACUUACCUUUAUGGAAGAGAGAAAAUAUGUGCUAAAAGUCUUGAAGCACCAUUACAGCAAAAAAGGGCAGAGAUGUUUCUUUCUCAAUUUAACAGAUACAAUGAAAAUGCAGAUUAUUGUAGAUACCCAGAAUAUGCUCAUCCUAAUAAGGCUAAGCUUAAUAAGUGUUUGAAUUUUAGUGUCCAAGAUAGUAAAAAAUUAACCAAUGGCACAGCUGAAACACCAACUGUAGAAGCAGACACUUACACAAAGUUAUUUCAGGUUAAACCAGCAAAUCAGAAAAAAAUGGAGGAGGCAAUACCUGACCAGCAGAAUUUCACAUUUCCAAAAGCUACGCCACAUCUGACAGAAAAACAGUUUGCAAAGGAAGCAGCAUUCACUGCUGAUUUUGGCUUAAAAUCAGAAUAUGGACUAAAACCUCACACAGCCUGUUCAGUUAAUAGUGAUUUUGCUAAUGUCACAGAAAAGCAACUGUUUGCUAAACCUGAUCCCCCAAUCUCUGAGUAUUUUAAAUCAGUGAAUUUAUUAUCAAACUCGGCAACAUCUUCAGGAGCUAUCAACUUAAGUAGACCAACUUGGAUGAAUGUCCAAACAAAAAAUAACACUCCUAUUCCUUUUCGAAAUCAAGGUAACUUGAUGAAAUUAAAUAGUCAUUUAAGUGCAGCUUCAAAAGGUUCUAACCAUUCUGCAGAUUUCCAACAACUAUCAUCCACAAAUUUAACCCAAAAUAGCAAUUUAUUUCAGAAGUAUUGCCAAGAAAACCCUUUAGCAUUUUCUAGUUUUGAUGUCAGUUUCGGUGGUGCAGAAAGAAUUCAAUCUGUCAAUCACAUGGAAGGACUGACAAAGACUGGAGAAGAAAAUCUCUUUGAAUCGGUUACCGAUAAAAAAAUAAAGCAGCCAAAUGGAUUUUGUGAUAACUAUUCAGCUCAACAGUAUGGGAUCAUUGAAAAUGUAAACAAACAUAAUUUUCAAGCUAAGCCCCAGAGUGGACAUUAUGAUCCUGAGGAUGGUCCAAAGCAUUUAGAUGGCUUAUCUCAAAAUACAUAUCAAGAUCUGCUGGAGUCACAGGGUCAUUUUAAUAGCCACAGACAGGGAAGUGGAGACAACAAUAUUAAUAGCCGUGUGAAUCGCACACAGGCAUCAUGCUUUUCUAAUAAUUAUAUGAUGGGAGAUUUAAGGCAUAAUCAGAGUUUUCAACAACUUGGUUCAAAUGGGUUUCCUCUAAGAUCUACCCACCCAUUUGGCCAUUCAGUUGUUCCACUGUUGGAUUCCUAUGAUUUGUUUUCUUAUGAUGACUUAAGCCAUUUAUACCCUUAUUUUAAUGAUAUGAUGUAUGGUGAUAAUUCCUUUUCUGGUUUCGUGCCAACUUUUGGAUUUCAAAGACCAAUUAAAACCCGUAGUGGACCAGCCAGUGAACUUCAUAUUCGUCUAGAAGAGUGCUAUGAACAAUGGAGAGCAUUAGAAAAGGAGAGGAAAAAGACUGAAUUGGCCCUUGCCAAGAAUUACCCAGGAAAAAAAGUAUCCAGUACUAACAAUACUCCAAUUCCAAGGCUGACUUCCAACCCAUCUAGAGUUGAUCGCUUAAUUGUGGAUGAACUUCGAGAACAAGCCAGAGUUGUGACUUUAUUAGGCAAAAUGGAACGUCUUCGAAGCUCUCCCCUUCAUGCCAAUAUCUCUACUGCUCUUGAUAGACACUUGGAGUCCAUUCACAUUGUACAGUCACGUAGAAAAGAUGAAAUUGUUAAUGCUUCAAAUCGGCAAAGGCAAGGAGUUCCUAGAUGCCAAGAUGACAGAGAUGUUUUUGCCCUUGCCUCAGCCAUUAAAGAGAUGUGUGUGGCUACUCGGAAAGCACGUACUACACUGUGGUGUGCACUGCAGAUGACCUUGCCAAAAACAGCCAGUACCGCUGGCCAAACAGAUGUGGAAAAGGCUUUACAAGAUAUAGUAAACUGUGAAGAUAAAGUCCAUGAAAGCAUAAAUAGUAGUAAUCCAAUGAACCAGAGAGGUGAAGCAAACAAACAUUAAGGAAUUGCCAGCAGCAAGAAGAAUAAAAGCUCAUAAGUAAAUGUAUCAAGACAUGCUAGAAAAUUUAAUGAACUUGUUAAACUUGAAAAUUUCAGCACAUUAAUUUUCUUUCAGAUUUAAAGUUAAUACCUUAAUGAAGUCUAACUUCUAUUUAAAAAUCUUCUAUUUGGAAUGAAUCAGAUAUAGUUUAAAGUGAACUUAAAGGUAAAGUUGACUACUCUAGGAGUUCUGAGUAGUCAAAGAUAACAAGUUUUAAGUAAAUUAAAUACUUCCUAACAGCUAAAAUAUUGCUUAAACCCAUUCUGCAGUGCAGGUAAAUGCAAAUGUGAAAUUCUUCUAGAAGAUAAGUUUCAUUUAGGUCUGCCUUAGUAAGUAUAAUUCCAAAUAAUGAAUCUAUGUGACUGUAACCCAUUUAUGGCUACAGUCUAGUAACCAAGACAAGUUUUGAUUGUGAUAUAAAAGUGUUUUCCUUACAAAACUGGAUAAUACCUAGGAAACAGGAAAACAGGGAUGAACCCAAUAUUCAUGUAAAAAUUUAAUAUUUAAAAUACUACCAUAUUUAUAAAUUUGAAAUCUUAGUGCCUAUAUAGCACUAAGGAGGGAGGUAUACGGAGGGAAAUGCAUCUGAUUCUCCUAAAUUAGUGAUAAAAGUGCCAGGGUAAAAACCAUGCAAGUUACUGAAUAUAAAACCUGUUCAAAUCAUUUGUGUAUAUUCUUAAAAUUUAAUUAUACUAUCAAUUAUUAAAUAUUUCCAAUUUUAAAGUAUUUAAAUUGAAUCAAAACAAAACAUUUCCUUUAUCUGGAUCUUUUAGAUUUGAUGCACAGUAACUAAAAUAAUGACUAUUGUUUUAAUACCCUUAGUUUGCUGCCUUUUAUGAGGGUAUCACGAAGUUCUAAAAUAUUUUUUUAAGGUUAAUCUUUAACUAGUUUAGUUUGCAAUUGGUUAGUGUAUAUUUUGUGUAGUUGUGUUCAUUAGUUUGCUUCUGUAUUUUUUUAAAAGCUCUUGAAAGCUUGGCUUUUUCUGUUUCUCAUCACUUAAUAUCUUUGUAUGGAACCUGAGUAAUUUAUUCUUUAAUAUGAAAUGUUGGUAUUAUGUGACUCAGAAGAUCUUGGGUUUUAACAUUUCUACCAUGAGUUAAACUGUAAUAUAAUGUACUGAUGAAAUUUAAUUGAACUAUCCUUGACUAGAAACACUGAUGUUUUAAAUGUUGGUGUUUUUUCCUAGUUUUAGAAAUCCUGGUAUUAAAAAAAGAGUGUAAUCACACCACAUAAAUUUUCUUUAGAUGAUGUGCGGAAGAAACUGAUUGAGAAUGCAGGAGUAACUGUAGGGAGAAACAUUUUGAUCACUGAUAUGCCUUAAAACUACCCAAAUGAAUUACAUUGAGGGUAGUUAAAUAAAAUAGAUCACCCCACCACAGUCACUGCAUACAAAGUGGUUAAGUUUGACAUAAGACAUGUUGGAUGUUAUGAAAACAAAUAUUGUACUGAAUUUAGUCUCUCAGGAAAAAAAUAAAUUACUUUGUUGAAAAUAUUUGGUUUCAUUUUUGUACAUGUUUGUAUUUGUUUCUAACCUUAAGAGUCACUCAUGUCAGAAAACCAAUCAAAUUUCAUUUAACAGAUAAGAACUGGUGCUAAAUUUUAAAUUUCAUUAACACACAAGUAAGUUGGCAGAUAAACCAAUGCCAUUCAGAUAUCCUUGGAUCUAACCUUACCUCCUUCAAAGAUGAAACAGUCACUUUGCCUUUAUGCUAAUUCAGGCAAACCAGAAUAAAAAUUCUGAGGAAGCUUUUACAUGACAGUGGUCAGAAAUGAAACACUAGACCGUUAACAAAAAACAAGCACAAAAAUUCCUUGAAAUUGUAAUUAUGUCACCCUGUAGAUAAUUUUCAAAUUAGUUGCUUGUCCCUUUUUUCGGUAUAUCUUCUAAUGGACAGUUCUUAUGUAUUGUACUUCUGAAUUAAAACCUAUGAAAACAUUAGAAAAUUAACAUCACAGAGGAUUUGUGGUGGAACAUAAAACUGAUGCUCCCAUCAUUUCUAAUUCAAAAGAAUUUGGCAUACUCAAUUUUUUUUAGAUAGAAGAAGCAAUUUAUAUAAAGGUAGUUGAAAAUUACCUUGAAUUAUAUCAGUGUCCUUCCCACUUGAAUAAUCUGCUACUAUACUUUUAGAGGGUUGGGAAUUAAUGUUAUGACUGAAAUCUCAAAUUUGGCCUAAAAUGUUGAUCAUACCAUAGAAGAUAUGGUUGCUUAAAACUUGCCUUUCGCAACAUUGGACAUUUUAGACAUAAAGGAUUUAUUAGCACCUGAGUUAAGUGGAUAACCUUACUCAAAGCUGAAUGAGCUGAUCCUUUUUUUCUGUUUAAACAUUAGUUCAAGGGUACACUGAACUGUAACAUAUAUAAUAGAGUCUCAGAAGAAAGAAUUGACUGUUAGAUGGAAACAAGUACCCUUCAGGGGUCCACGGAUCUAACCUGACUCUUAAAGACUCAAAUUAAAGUGAGAACAAACCAAAAACCCAAAAUAAGGGUUAAAUUAAAAUAGGCUUUCUCAAUAUGCUGUCUGUAGCCACAGCCUAUGGCUGCUGCCACAUGAAGGACUAAGACUCCAAGAGUACUUCAAAGGACUGCAAAGCCAACAUACUGACUCCAAAAAACAAGGUAAUCUUUCUGAUCCCCUAAUACCCCAACUCACAGAAAGGGAAACUGAGGCAGAGAUUUUAUGGAUUCCAGGAAGAGGUUCUACUAGUAGAAGGGAUUAUAGGGCUAAUCAAAACAAAGCAUAAAGUUAAAUUAAAUACAUUCCUAACUGACUAUCCACACACAAUUCAUUUCCAUGGUAGCUGAAAGGAAUCAGAGUAAAUUGGAAGACAGUAAUUUAAAUAAAGUUUAUUUUUUAGAAAGAUGGUUAUUUUUUUUUUAAAUUUUUGCAAUGCCACGGUUAUAGGAGUGUAUAGAGGUAACACAUCUUUUCCUUAACCAUGCUGCUUUUUACCUUCUGCAUAAAGGUAAAAAUUUGUGUUAAUCUCAUAGUUAAUGGUAUAAAACAGGUCGGCAAACUUUUUCUCCAGAGGUCCAGAUAGUAAAUACUUUAGGCUUUGCAGGCCACAUAAGGUCUCUGUCACGUAUCUUUUCUCUUACAA
Molecule: messenger RNA, 6073 nt
Organism: Equus quagga
Lineage: Eukaryota; Metazoa; Chordata; Mammalia; Perissodactyla; Equidae
Gene: MEIOC
Product: meiosis specific with coiled-coil domain
Exons: 8
Coding region: 117-2936 (939 amino acids)
Biological process (GO): meiotic cell cycle; female meiosis I; mRNA stabilization
Cellular component (GO): cytoplasm; nucleus
Source: RefSeq, a predicted model, not a curated record